Molecule: messenger RNA, 1270 nt
Organism: Porites evermanni
Lineage: Eukaryota; Metazoa; Cnidaria; Anthozoa; Scleractinia; Poritidae
Source: the annotation of a GenBank genome assembly
UUAACAAUAUUUUUUCUCUUACAACAGCCGCCCAAGAAGGAUACAAAGCAGUCAUCAAAACCAAAGGACAAGCCAUCCAGCUCCGGCGGAAAGGCUAAGAAGAAGGUCAAGUUUGUUCCUUUGCGCUGUAAUUUCCAUCUUAAUUCAGUGUUGUCCUACAGCACUACCUUGUGGUCCCAGUAAUACACUUUUUUCAUUUGCAACCUGGAAACCUUAUUUUAUUUUAUUUUAUUAUGAUUGUUUUUCUUAAAACAUAUCUCAAGUAUCUUGGAUAUUAUACCUUAUUCUCACUUAAUUUUGCGAGUACUAAAUUUAGCGAGUUUUGUGAUUUGGGAAAAUUGCAAAAUUAAAUACUCAAAAUCUAAAAAUCCAUAUAAAUCCCUAAAAAUCGCAAAAAUUAAAUACUUGCGAAAUGAAAUGUGAAACAGGUAGGUUCAAAGCCUUGUGCUCAGUCAAUUUUUUUUUUGAAGCACAGCCUUGUUGUCAAGUUUUAAAGAUUGCCAUUUAUUAUAGAGUGGUUUUCGUUUGAGUGUCGUAAAACCAAAACCAAAGUAAUUACUCUGGCCAAUCACAUAGGACACAGACAAUACAUUGAACCAAUCAAAACUCGAAGUAAUUACAUAUGGCUGACGCAAAGCGCGGGAAAAUGCAUGCGAGCGCGCCACAAUUGGCUUUGGUUUUACUUCUGAUUGGAUGAAAAGGUGGCGCGAAUCUUUUAAGCCAAUUGCAUCGUGUAGAAAGUGCAAAACCAAUUACUUUUCGACACUCAAAUGAAAACCGCUCUAUCUUGGCCUUUUUUAGUGUGACUUUUAUUCAUUGGUCUGUUGGGGCUUUAAAACAAGCUUUUGUGAAUUAUUAUUUUCCCAGAAUAAUUAACUCUUAUGUAAUCUAAUUUUCUUGUAAAGAGGGUCAAAUUUUCGAUAAAAAUUAAUCCCAAGGUUGUUUAAGCCUCUUGUACAACUGAGUUGUCGUUUCUUUAUUUUCUUCAACUCAACAGAAGUGGUCCAAGGGAAAAGUCAGGGACAAGCUUAACAACUUGGUUCUCUUUGAUAAAGCCACCUAUGACAAGCUGUACAAGGAGGUUCCCAGCUAUCGACUUAUCACUCCUUCUGUAGUCUCUGAAAGGCUAAAGAUCCGAGGCUCCCUGGCCCGUCGUGGACUAGAGGAACUACUCUCCAAGGGACUCAUCAGAGAAGUUUCCAGACACCACUCCCAGUUAAUUUACACCCGUGCAACAAAGGGCAGCGAGGGACAGGAAGCUCCUCAGUGA